AUGAGUGUGCGCGAUGCUACGCAUGCAGGGACGUGGUAUUCCAGCGAUCCAACUGUGCUAGAGCGCGAGUUAAAUACAUGGCUAGACGCAGCGCAGACAACACCGCAUCCCACAGUGAAUGAACAUGGUCUGCAGGAGCCAGCUGUGGCGCAACACCCUAUUGUGCAAGGCUGCAAAUGCAUUAUUGCCCCACAUGCAGGGUACCGUUUUUCAGGGCCUAGUGCAGCGUGGAGCUACGGAUGCGUCGAUUCUGCGUCUAUCGACCGAGUCUUUGUGUUUGGGCCUUCGCACCGCACGUACUUGGAAGGGCUUGCACUUUCGCCAUUUACCAAGCUGGCAACGCCGCUGGGAAAUCUUGAUGUGGACGUUAAUGUAAAUAAGCAGCUGCACGCUACCUCUCGCAUUCCCUUUAUGAGCCGCGCCGUGGACGAGGCGGAACACAGUCUUGAAAUGCAGUACCCCUACUUGGCCAAAGUACUGCGUGGCCGCAGUGUCAAAGUGAUCCCAGUGCUUGUCGGUGCACUGAAUACCAAACUUGCACAGGAGUAUGCUAGCCAAGUAUUUGCCACGCACGCGCGCGAUCUGCGGACCUUGUUUGUCUUUUCCAGCGACUUUUGCCACUGGGGCGAGCGCUUUGAUUACUGCUACUAUUGCGCGCAAGGUGACGAGCCGAUGCAUCUCGCAUGCAGCACGCCUGUUCAAUACUAUGCACGUACGCCCAUCUACGCGAGCAUUCAGGGCCUCGAUGCAGAAGCCAUGGAAGCGAUCUCUACGAGACCUGCGUCGGUCGCCGUCGCCCAAUUUGAAGCGUACAUGCGGCGUACGCACAAUACAAUUUGCGGACGCGGCCCGAUUCUGCUCAUGCUAGUACUGCUUGCACUACUGGAGACGGAAGGCAAGCACCACGUAUCAGAGCAAUGCGUGCACAACGCCGUUCGAUAG
Molecule: messenger RNA, 942 nt
Organism: Malassezia vespertilionis
Lineage: Eukaryota; Fungi; Basidiomycota; Malasseziomycetes; Malasseziales; Malasseziaceae
Exons: 4
Coding region: 1-942 (313 amino acids)
Source: RefSeq, a predicted model, not a curated record